Molecule: messenger RNA, 2339 nt
Organism: Wyeomyia smithii (pitcher-plant mosquito)
Lineage: Eukaryota; Metazoa; Arthropoda; Insecta; Diptera; Culicidae
Gene: Oda
Product: ornithine decarboxylase antizyme
Biological process (GO): positive regulation of protein catabolic process
Cellular component (GO): cytoplasm; nucleus
Molecular function (GO): ornithine decarboxylase inhibitor activity
Source: RefSeq, a predicted model, not a curated record
UCGACACAGCAACAGUGCAGCUCUGUACGAACGAUCAGCUCAUUUAUAGAUUUCCAGUUUAACAAAAGCGAGUACUGUCCGUCAGUGUCAUUUAAAAAGUGGUGCAAAUAAGUGAUGAGCUUAUCUUCCCGAGGAUAUAGCAGUUCAAGAAUAAAACGCAAAGAAAAUUAUAAACCCUUACGUUCAAAAAUGCCGUCAUUAAGCUUUAACAUGCGUGAGCCAAGUAUUAGUAGUAGUAGCAAUCGUGCGUGCAAACGUACGAUUUCUUCUUCCUCUUCGUCCUCCUCCUCGUCGGCCGGCUUCGACUCCUUCUGUGUUUCUUUGGCUGUAGGACCGCUGUGGUGGUCCGAUGUCCCAACAAUCAGAACCGACCAUGAUAGGGCGUCCCCCUUAAAAGAAUACAAUCGCAAAACAUCAAUUGAUUCGACCACCACCGCUUCGUCUGAAUACAUCGAUCUAGACUCCACCGAAUCAACCGUUGACUUUAUGAACCAGCAUGAAGCCGCUGUUAUCCAGGAAGUUCUAAACCAACCAUCUCCAACGCAAAUUACAUUGAAGUUGUACGUAACAGAGCAAAAAUUCAGCACCUGGGAGACGGUCUUCAGCCCAAUGGAUAACAUGUUGUACGUGAACCUUCCGUCAACCAUGUCCCACGAGGCAUCGAAGCAUUCGUUCAUGUCUUUGCUGGAGUUUGCUGAGGAAAAACUAGAGUGCGAUGGUGUCAUCCUCUGCAUACGCAAAGACCGGCUCGAUCGCCCCAAUCUGGUACGCACAUUUUCCUUCGUCGGAUUCCAGCUGGUUAGCCCGAAGUCACCGUUGACUCCACCGCAUAUUGAGAUACAACAGAAAAAUGAUUACCUCUUCAUGAUAUACAGCAUUGAGGAGUAGAACAACAUCAACGCGACAACAUUACAGACGAAGAUGCGUGGGUGUGUUUUGAUCAAAAUUAAAUCUUCAAUAGUCGUAGCCGAGCCACGUACUCUCGGAAAAAUAUCAUUCCGCUUACCGAGAACGUCGAUUGGGUGGCUGGAUUAUUCAAAAGUAAGGAUUCAUAGCCCCACCGAGCUUCGAUAGGUGGCAGAUCGUUGCAUCCCAAAUCAGUGGGCGCUAUGGUUCCGUUUUGAUCAAUACACAUUUUCCUUGCGACUACUAAUUGAAACAAUAAUCGUAUCGACAGCAACAUCCUAUAAAGUUAAAAAGAAAACAUCUCUCUUUUCGAAAAGAUUACAAUACCAACAUUAAACUAACAGUAUAAACUAUCAUAUAAGAUACAAAACUUAUAAUCUGAUUAUAAAGGGUCGAUCACUUGCGAUUUGUAAUUGUUUUAAAGUGGAAUGCUUCUAUAAUUAAAAAACUAAAAAAGCAAAAAAAAAAUUAAAAACAUAAAAAUCUUUUUCUAAAACAUUAUUUGUACAAAAAAGACCCAAAAAAAUGUAUGAACUUAUUGAAUAUCUAUAGUAGGAACUAAUGCAAAGAAAAAGAGCUGAGAACAUUAUCCCAAAUUUUGUAACCUAUUGAAUUUACUUAGUUAACAGUGAAAAUUAAAAAAGUGUUUGAAUAAAAAAGAAUAUCUUAAUAAGCAAGCAAAUGAUUCCUUCGCCAAUGAGCGAGUUUUGAAUUUCGUAUUGGCAGAAAGGUGGUACCGAGUUUCGAGAAAAAAAAAUGGUUCCAAAAAACGCUUCAAGCGUACGGGGACAAGACAACUAUUUGAGCGAAGGAAAAAUUGUGUGAACUUGAUAAAAUAUAUUGAACAGAGUAAUACAACAAUUGCACACUUCUGCAUAUAUUAUUGCUUAUUAUUGUACUUAUUUUAUUAAACUGUAAUAUCCACCGAUAACGGAGGAACUUUUAGCGCAACCGAUGGUAUUGUAAUUCUUCUACCAACCCUAAACCUCCCGGGUCAGAAUGCAACACAUACAAAUUGAAGCAAUUGAAAAGAGAACACAUUCAGUUAUAUUUUUAACUUUAUAUGGAGAAUGGUUACAAGUGAAGAAAUGUUUUAAAAUAAUAAUUGGGAUGGUAUAUAUUAUUUCUAUCUUAUACAUUUACCUAUGUAUUUUUGUUAACGAAUAUCGUAAACUACAAAAUUUUAUUAUUUUUUUGCGCAAAUACACCAACUCUUUGCACUUCAUCGGAAUAGAAACAGGCUUUGUCCAGGUUUCAACGAAAGUCAGAGACAGUUUACUAACAUAGUAAGUAGUAGAGUUACUAUAAAUGUGCAUACCUUUACGUAUCCUGUAUUAUUAACAUUUAUAAGUGUUUAUCCAGAUCAUUAGAAUGAAUUGAAAGAGAAUAAAGAACACAAUAUUUUUUUGUUUCCGGCAUGGGAAUUACAAAAA